Molecule: messenger RNA, 1371 nt
Organism: Marmota flaviventris (yellow-bellied marmot)
Lineage: Eukaryota; Metazoa; Chordata; Mammalia; Rodentia; Sciuridae
Product: tripartite motif-containing protein 43-like
Molecular function (GO): protein binding; zinc ion binding
Source: RefSeq, a predicted model, not a curated record
AUGGACUCAGACAUCCUACAAGUCUUCCAGAGAGAACUCACCUGCUCCAUCUGCAUGAAUUAUCUUAUAGACCCAGUCACCAUAUGCUGUGGGCACAGCUUUUGUUGGCCCUGUCUCUGCCUUUUCUGGGAAGAAGCCCAAACUCCUGCACAUUGCCCUAUGUGCAGGGAGCCAUCACAGCAGAUUGACUUCAAGAGCAAUAUUUGUUUGAAGAAUCUGGUAUCCAUUGUCAGAAAAGCCAGUGUCAGGCAUUUCCCGAGCUCUAGGGAUCACAUGUGUGUGACCCACAAGGAGAGAAAGAUCUUCUGUGAAGAGAACAAGACCCUGCUGUGUUUGCUCUGCUCCAACUCCCAGGAGCACAGGGCUCACAGACACUGUCCCAUUGAAGAGGCUGCUGAGCAGUACAGGGAGAAGUUUCUAAAACUAAUGAGAUCUCUUUGGAAAAAGAUCCAAGAAAACCAGAGAAAUCUAAAAGAAGAGAGCAGAAAAAUUAACCAAUGGGUUUGGUAUGUGCAUCUGCACAGAGAGAAUACCAAGGCAGCUUAUAGGAUGCUGCAUCCCAGUGUCCAUGAAGAAGAAAAAGAACAUUUGGAGACACUUUUAAAGGAACGCAAAUUGACUAUACAGCAAAUUAAGAAAAGCAAAGCCAAAAUGCUUCAAAAAGGGAAACAACUAAAGAAAGACUAUCAGGAGCUAAUGAAAAUGUGCCAUAAACCAUAUGUGGAGCUGUUUGAGAAUUUAGAAGACACAUUGGCAGAGUAUGAGUUAGUGUUCCUGCACAUGCCCCAGCCUGUGAGGCCACAGCUCAGUGCUCAGCCCAUCACUGGACUGAGAGAUGAACUUAACCACUUCCAAGUGAACAUUUCCUUCCGUAAUGAAAUAAGCAGUCACAAUGUAGUGCUGUGUGAUGUGAGAAGACUGAUGUUUGGAGAAGAUGAUGAAGAUGAAGCUUUGAAUUCUGACAGAUCAAACUAUUUUGCUGCAUUGGGAGAUCAGAUCUUCACUUCUGGGAAACAUUACUGGGAGCUGGAUGUUUGUGGCUCCUGGAACUGGGCUGUGGGAGUCUGUAGGGAUUCUGUGGUAAGGAAGAACCACACAUUGCCUGAAUUUGAGGACAUGUUUCUCCUUUUAUGUGUGAAGGAGGACACACAUUUCAGUCUCUUGACCACCUCCGCAAUAUUUUCUCUCUAUAUAGAGAGACCGAUGGGCCAUGUUGGUGUGUUCCUUGAUUUUCAAAGUAAAAGUGUGAGUUUUUUGAAUGUUGCCAGGAGUUCCCUUAUAUGGAGAUAUCCUAUUGAGUCCCUGAGUUUCCCUGUCAGGCCAUUUAUUUUCCACAGUCCACACAUAAUUAGGGAUAAUUCAGGAAGUUAA